This is a messenger RNA of Aureobasidium musti, 2337 nucleotides long. The record is from the annotation of a GenBank genome assembly. Lineage: Eukaryota; Fungi; Ascomycota; Dothideomycetes; Dothideales; Saccotheciaceae.
CCCGCGAUCAAGGCCUCGGCAUUCAGUUCGCAGACCAGUUUCCCCCAAGGUUCGGCAUAUGAGUAUGACGCGCACCGUCUUCGCAAUCGUCGUAGCUUUGCGGAGUCGUUGAAGGCAGUCUAUGACGACUUCGGACCGACGGACACUUGUGCUGCGCACCAACACUUCCAUCACAAUAGGAAAAAUUGGCUCUCGGUGACAAUAUUGGUUCUGGCGGUAUACUCCACGGUUAUGUCUGCCCUCUUCCUCGUCCUCGCUUUGCGCGGACCACGAUACAACUGGAUUCGAAAGGGCGGGAUCAUGACACCAUCCAUUGCAAACCUUCUCUCCGCUCUGUUUGCCAAAACCAUCGAACUGUCGUUUGCGACUGUAAUUGUUUCCUUCCUGGGACAAGUUCUUUCACGCAGGGCUUUCAUGAAGGACCAAGGCCGCGGUAUCACGCUUGCAGAAAUGGAUAUGCGCAGUUGGGUCAUGCAGCCUGGAACCAUGAUCACGCACUUUGAGGCCCUCAAAUCCAGCAUUUUGUCUUUUCUUGGUGUGCUGUCGCUGGUCGCUGCUAUCGUAGCCAUGCUGUACACCACAGCUUCUGAAUCCCUUGUGCAGCCAUAUCUUCGCUACGGACCCUGGGAAAAUAGACCCAUGCAAGGCCUUGUCAAAACCAUCUUCGCCAACACGAUAUACCUAGGACAAAACUGUGGGACGCCGAUCAAGAGCACAGAAGAUGCGAGUGCGGGUAAUACCUGUCUCCAGAUUCAAUAUGCUGCGCACAGCUUCUAUAACUACCAACGCUACAUCUCCGAUUGGUCGACUAUCUCGAAUAACGGCAACGGAACCAGUGAUCCUGCUCACCGCCCAAAAGGCUUUGCAAUGAUUUUCGAAAAUACUACGGUCACUGCGCCCUGGAUUGAUUUAGAGUACAGCAACGUUACGAAAAACUCACAAGAGCAUCAGAGAAUCAUCAAUAAUGUGACACUUGCUUUGCCGCACUCUGGUGUGCCUGGAGCAGCCUGGGACUCGAUCAACAAUAUUUUACAGCCUGAGGUGCGUAAGUCACAACACUAUCAUGUAUAUCGGACUAAUAAGAGCAUANNGGAUCUGGAUGGUCAGGGAGUAUAUCAACUACAAGCUUCUGUUCCAUCGCCAGCGGUCAAUGUUCUGUGUGCGCAAAUGACACAAGAAGAGCUCUCUCCGAUUGUGUACACAGAGUGGAAUAAUAACACCCUCAACGCUACACUAUGGCCUACUGGAGCACAACUAGCUUUCUAUGAGCCCGGAUAUCCAAAUGGCACCUACCUCAACAAAACUGUAGUCGAUGACAUAUUCGAGUGGGGAGAACAGUACCAAACCUCGCGCCCAAUAUUCCCAAGACUGCCUCUGUCUUACAACACUGUAAUGAAUCACACCGGGGCUUAUGGCAGGAAAGCCAUCUACUUGCUCGGAAGAGAUGCUGCCGACAACUACGCCCUCUGCUCUCUUAAAGUGUUUCAAACACCUUUCUGCUCGACUGUAUACAAUGCUUCAGUCGUGGGCGCAAGUCUAGAAGCGAGGUGCGACAAUUCCCCAACAGCGCACCUCACAAACCCAAUGCGCUACAUCGACAGCCUCAACAACGCCACAUCGGGCAACGACACCAUCAGCAAAGAUUGGCCCGACAUUGGCUCCGAAUGGUCCAAUUCACUCUCCCUCAACGCCGGAAUUACAGACGGGGAUGCCUCCAACGCACGCCUCCUCACCGAACUCAUCCUCUCUAAACAAUCAUUACCUGUCGAUCGACCCAGUAUUGCUGAAGCUCUAGCAGUCCUGGCUAGUUCGACUCUCUUGAUGUCCUGGCAAGACGCACCCUUUGUUCAGUUCUAUAAUUAUUCCACAACUAUUCUUGAGCCCGGACAACGGCAAAUCUUCAAUACUAGUCUCCGAGCCCAAGAGUAUGCUUCUGGCGGCACGGGCGAGCCAGGUACUCAUGCGUUUUACGUUGUGCUGUUUGCAAUCUUCAUCAUCAACGUGGUCUGUCUGGUAUACUUCAUCAGUCAGAAUGGCUUGGUCACGGAUUUCUCGGAACCGUUGAAUUUGUUCAGUCUGGCGGUCAACAGUCCUCCGAGUGAUUUGAUGGCAGGGGCGUGCGGAGGUGGCCCGAGAGGAGAGCAGUACAAGGGCCGUUGGUUCGUCAAUGCAGCUGGUGAGCAUCUGUUCAUGGAAAACAAGGUCGAUGGUAGGGAAGUGGGUGAUGAAGGUUUGAGAAGGUUGCAGGGGCAUGGGUUGUCAGCGAGUGGCCUAACCCCGAUCAGUCCUAUGAGGGCAGCAUACGAAAAGAUGAGCCGACGGAAGAGUUGGUUCUGA